GUGAAUUUUCGAGAAUCACCUGUGUUUUUCCUAUGCUGCGUUCCAAACAGGUCCUAAGCUUUGCCAGUGACAUUAGAAGGCUUUAACUUCGAGCCCACUCUAAUGCUAGGCCCAAUGACUACUAUUGCUCUCCGUUCACAGAUCUAAUCCGGCCUAUACUAAAAAAUAAUAAUCUAACCUUCCGCACUCCUCGCCCAUGGCCGCCGCCGCCGCCGCCGCCACGACGUCGUCGUGGCUUCUCUGGAGACCCUUCUCUUCCACUAUCUUCACACGGUGCACUAACCCUAGGUUCCUCCGUACCACCCUAUGCUUCUCGCACUCUGCCUCCGCCCCCGCCCUCGGCGCCGCCUCUCUACAGCCAACCCCGCCUCCUGCUCCUCCUACAACCUGCUCCAGCGAUGGAGGUGGCGGGAUGAGGUGGGAGUCUACGCGCAAGAAGAGGGUCGUGCUCCGCGUCGGCUACGUCGGCAGCGAGUACCGAGGUCUUCAGAAGCAGCGAGAUCUCAGCGCGGAUUCAACCAUUGAGUCAGUUUUGGAAUCUGCCAUCUUCAAGGCAGGGGGCAUUCUUGAGAGUAAUUAUGGAAAGUUGCAAAAAGUUGGUUGGGAAAGGAGCAGCCGAACUGAUAAAGGGGUACAUUCACUGGCUACAAUGAUCUCUCUUAAGAUGGAAAUCCCUGAUCGAGCAUGGGAGAAGGAUCCUGAUGGCAUUGCUCUUGCGAACUUUAUUAACUCAAAUUUACCAGAUAAUAUCAAAGUUUUCAGUAUCUUGCCUGCUCAAAGGAGUUUUGAUGUAAGAAGGGAAUGCUUGUACCGGGAGUACUUCUAUCUUCUGCCUGCUGAAAUAAUUGGAAUUAAAAGCAGUUGUAGCUCUGGAGAAGUGGAGGAGCACUUAAUUGAAUUCAAUAACAUACUGAAAUGUUUUGAGGGAAACCACCCAUUUCAUAAUUACACUGCUCGUGCGAAGUAUAGAAAAGUUCUAGCUGGAGCACACCGAAGGGCCAAAGAAACAAGCACAACAGCGCAUUCCAUCCCCUCCGAAAUGGUUGCGGACAAAAGCACUUCUGGAGAUGGAACCACUUCUGAUAUAGAUGAGGAAUACUUAAACUCUCCAUCAAUACUUGAUUCUAGUGCACCAGAAGAUAAUUGUAAUAUGGAUAAUCCUGAACUUCCUGAGAGUCAUGUGCAAAUUCAAGCUAGAUGGCUCCAUGAGCCUAAUGACAAUGACAGACUAAGUGCAUCACACUUCAGAGAUAUCCUCACCUGCUCAUGUGGAGAGUUGCGGAGUUCAUCAGGAGUUCAAUUUGUGGAACUGAUGAUAUGUGGAGCAUCUUUUAUGCUACAUCAGAUCCGGAAAAUGGUUGGUACCGCGGUGGCAGUGAAGCGUGGAUUACUACCCAAAGAUAUUAUAGAACUUUCGCUUGCAAAGUUUUCUCGCAUCGUUUUACCAAUCGCCCCAUCCGAAGUUCUGAUCCUCAGAGAUAACAGUUUCUGCACAAGGAACAAGUACGGGAGUAUUGUUCGGCCUGGCAUCCAGUCAAUUAAUGAAUCUGAAGAAAUCAAGAAGGGUGUAAUGGAAUUCUACAAGGCGGCUCUUGUGCCUGAGCUAGCAAAAUUCCUGGAUGCAUCCCUUCCUCCGUGGCAAGAAUGGGUGGAGAACUUGGACCACUUCACCAGCAUACCAGAUCCUCAGCUGGAUGAAGUUAGGACAGCUUAUAGAGCAUGGAAAGACGAUUACGACCGGGUAAAAAUGGCUCGAAAGAAUACUGGCAGUGGCUAAUUUGUCUUUAUCAAGCUGAUGACGAAGUGGAUGAGGAACCAAACCACACACCCUUAAGUAAUGUUUUUCUCAGGCAAUCCUCCAUACAGGAGCAAUACUUUUUUGGGAGGCAAUGCCGUUUAUCUAACACUGUGAGAGCCUGAGCCAUUCAUUGACCAGACUAGGAAAACCUGCAGACUGUAAGUGUUGAAUUUUUUGCUCCCCUUUCAUCAAACUUGCCAAAAGUAUUUUGAUGCAAUAUCAAGGAUUGGAUUUGAUUUGAUUGA
Messenger RNA from Triticum aestivum (bread wheat), 2043 nucleotides. Its product is annotated as putative tRNA pseudouridine synthase. The record is from RefSeq and is a predicted model, not a curated record. Gene Ontology annotation, biological process: tRNA pseudouridine synthesis; mRNA pseudouridine synthesis. Gene Ontology annotation, cellular component: nucleus. NCBI's taxonomy places the organism in Eukaryota, Viridiplantae, Streptophyta, Magnoliopsida, Poales, Poaceae. The transcript has 7 exons. Bases 197 to 1777 code for a protein of 526 amino acids. Gene Ontology annotation, molecular function: RNA binding; pseudouridine synthase activity.